GGAGGCGGAGCGUUGCCGCGGAGACAGCGACGGGCGGUUGUACGCGUGCGCGGAUUUGGAGGCUUCUCUGGCGGUGCGUGGUGGAAAAUGGCGGCGACUCAGGCUGUGGAGGAGAUGCGAACUCGCGUGGUUCUAGGAGAGUUUGGGGUUCGCAAUGUCCACACCACUGACUUCCCCGGUAACUAUUCGGGUUAUGAUGAUGCUUGGGACCAGGACCGCUUCGAGAAGAAUUUCCGUGUGGACAUAGUACAUAUGGAUGAAAAUACGUUGGAAUUCGACAUGGUGGGAAUUGAUGCUGCCAUUGCUAAUGCUUUCCGGAGAAUUCUGUUAGCUGAGGUGCCAACAAUGGCUGUGGAAAAGGUUCUGGUGUAUAAUAACACAUCCAUUGUCCAGGAUGAGAUCCUUGCUCACCGCCUGGGGCUCAUCCCCAUUCUUGCUGAUCCUCGUCUUUUUGAAUAUCGGAACCAAGGGGAGGAAGAAGGAACAGAGAUAGACACACUGCAGUUUCGGCUGCAGGUCAGGUGUACCAGGAAUCCCAAUGCUGCUAAGGAUUCCUCUGACCCCAAUGAACUCUACGUGAACCACAAAGUAUAUACCAGGCAUAUGACAUGGGUCCCCUUGGGAAACCAGGCUGAUGUCUUCCCGGAGGGCACAAUUCGCCCAGUGCAUGACGACAUCCUCAUUGCUCAGCUUAGGCCUGGUCAGGAGAUUGACCUGGUUAUGCACUGCGUCAAGGGCAUUGGUGAGAACCCCGUGAGUCUGCCAUUGGGUGGGGUUAAGUCUGAUUGCAGUAGCCCCUGGCAUAGGAGAAUAACAGAGUUUCUCACAGGCAAAGAUCAUGCCAAGUUCUCACCAGUGGCAACAGCCAGCUACAGACUCCUGCCAGACAUUACUCUGCUCGAACCUGUGGAAGGGGAGGCAGCUGAGGAACUGAGCCGGUGCUUCUCACCAGGCGUGAUUGAGGUGCAGGAGGUGCAAGGUAAAAAGUUGGCCAGAGUUGCCAAUGCUCGGUUGGAUACCUUCAGUAGAGAAAUCUUCCGGAAUGAGAAGCUGAAGAAGGCUGUGCGGCUUGCCCGUGUUCGGGACCAUUAUAUCUUUUCAGUUGAGUCAACUGGAGUUUUGCCACCAGAUGUGUUGGUGAGUGAAGCCAUCAAAAUCCUGAUGGGGAAGUGCCAGCGGUUCUUGGACGAGCUGGAUGCAGUUCAGAUGGACUGAUGCUUCCAUAGCAUUUCUGGGAUGGCUGUGUCAAGUGUGACUAGAUGUCCAAUUCCAGUCUUAUUUCCAGUCAAUACAUUUUAUUAAAUGUGCCACUUAUGCCUUUGUAAGGCCUUUGAUGUAAAUAAAUUGAUAUCCCAGCAAAAA
This is a messenger RNA of Myodes glareolus (Bank vole), 1362 nucleotides long. Lineage: Eukaryota; Metazoa; Chordata; Mammalia; Rodentia; Cricetidae. The record is from RefSeq and is a predicted model, not a curated record.